Molecule: messenger RNA, 705 nt
Organism: Rhodotorula graminis WP1
Lineage: Eukaryota; Fungi; Basidiomycota; Microbotryomycetes; Sporidiobolales; Sporidiobolaceae
Exons: 7
Coding region: 1-705 (234 amino acids)
Biological process (GO): lipid storage
Source: RefSeq, a predicted model, not a curated record
AUGUCCGCUUCCAGCGUCGACUCGCUGGCUGUCAAGCGCGACCGCCUCCUUGCCGACAACGUCGACCCGAACGAUCGCGAGGCCCUUCUCCGCCGCCGCGCGAUGAUCGACCACGCCCUCGCCGAGCUCGACCCGAAUGCCGUCCUCGACCUGAGCGCUCCCUUGUCGCGCAAAAAUCACGAGCCGCUGGACAACCUCAUGCACCUCGCCGACCUCGACCGACAAGAGUUGGACGUGUACCGGACGGAAUACCCCGACUGGUGGCGAUUGGCGCGGCAGUCGACGGAGGAGACGAGGAAUUGGCGGCGGUCACGGCGGGAGCGGUGGGCGCAGCUCAGGGAGCAGCAAGCCGAGCUUAGCACCGACAUGCGCUCAAGGGCACCGCACCAGUCCCACCAGGGCGCGCUGUGGACCGCCGUGUCGCUCGCGUGGCGCUCUGUCGCCCUCGGAGGCGUCGUCUCGCUCGCCGUCGUCAUCUCGCUCGCUGCGUGGCUCGUCCUGCGUAGCGCGCUCAAGGUGGACCCGGUCAUGGGCAGGGAGCGCGUCUGGCUCCAGUACGGCCAGCACAAGCCGCCCUAUGCCCUCGUGCAACUCGACCAACGCAAGUACUCGACCCCAGGCAAGGUGUACGACGUCGACCUCGAGCUCGUCGUCCCCGUCAACUCGAACAACCUCGAGCUCGGCAACUUUAUGGCCACGUCCUGA